Aphidius gifuensis is the source of this 1750-nucleotide messenger RNA. It is a transcript of the gene Xpac, whose product is annotated as DNA repair protein complementing XP-A cells homolog. Gene Ontology annotation, molecular function: damaged DNA binding. The record is from RefSeq and is a predicted model, not a curated record. Gene Ontology annotation, cellular component: nucleotide-excision repair factor 1 complex. NCBI's taxonomy places the organism in Eukaryota, Metazoa, Arthropoda, Insecta, Hymenoptera, Braconidae. Bases 6 to 827 code for a protein of 273 amino acids. The transcript has 3 exons. Gene Ontology annotation, biological process: nucleotide-excision repair involved in interstrand cross-link repair; nucleotide-excision repair, DNA damage recognition; base-excision repair.
AAGCAAUGUCAUCAGAGGAAGCUGAUGGAAGUAAAAGUGAAGAUGUUGAUCAAACCUCAACAGAAUGGAUGAAAGAAAGAGCUGAAAAAAAUCGUCAAAAAGCUUUACUUUUGAGAAAAACUAAACUCGUUGCUCAUCCCUAUGCCAAAGAAAGUGAAAAGAAUGGCACCUCUGGCAAGAGUAUCAAGGUACAAGGACAAAAAGUCAUUGAUACUGGUGGUGGUUUUCUCAUUGAGGAAGAUGAUGAUUUGGAAAAAGAAAUGCUUAAAAUACCAGAUGAACCAUUGUUGAUGAUGUUUGAUCUUCCAAGUUGUGAAGAAUGUGGAAAAGAAUUUAAUGAAUCAUAUUUAUUUGAAACAUUUGAUUUACCUGUUUGUAAUGCUUGUCGUGAUCCAGAUGAAAAACAUUCAUUAAUAACAAAAACUGAAGCUAAAGAUCAGUAUUUAUUAAAAGAUCAUGAUUUUGAUAAAAGAGAACCACCAUUAAAAUAUAUUGUUAGAAAAAAUCCACAUAAUUCACAUUGGGGAGAAAUGAAAUUAUAUUUACAUUUACAAAUUGAAAAAAGAGCUCUAGAAGUUUGGGAAAGUGAAGAAAAAUUAAUUGAAGAAAAAGAAAGACGUGAUAUUAAACGUCAAGAAACUAAAAUUAAACGUUAUAAUAAAAAAGUUAAACAACUUAGAAUGCAAGUUAGAAGUUCAGUUUAUGAUAAAACUAAAAAAGCAAAUCAUGUACAUAACUUUGGUCCAGAUACAUACAAUGAAGAUAAUGAUGAUUAUACUCAUACUUGUGUUGAAUGUAAUUAUGAAGAAACUUAUGAAAAAAUGUAAAAAUCAUCCUUAAUAAUAAUUAUCAUUUUAGUAUUAAUUUCAUUCAUUUGUAAUUUAUCAAUUUUUUUUUUUUUUUGCAUCAAGCAUUUAUUGCAUUAUUAUUUUUUUACUUUUAUUUAUACAGUAAUAAUAUUAAUAGAUGUUUAAUUUUUCAACGCGAAAUAUCAAUAAAUAAAAACUAAUAAAUUAAAAAAUGUUUUAUAAUUUAUUUUAUCUAAUUAUUAUCAUUAAAUUUAUCUUCAAUAAUUAACUAGUAACAAUAAAUUGGAUUUAUUUUUUAAUAUAUAUAUAUAUUUUUUUUUACAAUAUUAAUUUGUUAUUACAGAAUUAAUAAAACACACAAUUUUAAUCAUUCACUUCUAGUCAGUCACCGUAUCUGACAAAUUAAAAACAAUUCAUGGAAAAUUAAAAUUAUAAAAUAACAAAUAAGUUAUAUAAAAAACAAAAUGAAUUAAUAAAAUUUGUUUUGAACGGUGGCAAGACAAAUAUAUAUAAAAAAAAAAAAAAAAAAAUACAUCUAUAUAAAGACUAUAUAUGUUUUUAGUUAAAAUAAUAAUGUACAAGCAUUAUAUCGUCUUUUGUUUUUAAGUUUAAUUUAAUUUUUUAAUAAUUAUCUAUUUUAAUGAAAAUAUUGCCAACAAUAUAUUAAAUAUUGUGCGAUAAUUUAAUCCUUUAUUUCAAUUUUUAUUUACUUUUCUAACCAGUAUUCAGCACUAAGACAAUUAUUAAUAUUAUUAUUACAAUUAUAUUUUUUUUUUCUUCGAUGACUGUGUGAUGUUUUUUUUUUUUUAAUGAAUUUUUACCUGUACAAAUUUAUCGAACACAGUAGCGCGGUGUAAUUAAAAGAAAAAGAAAAAAUCAAUAGUAUUAUAAAUUAAUUGUAUUGUCACACUCAACAACCCUCACACAAAGAUCAAAUUGUU